CGCUUUGCAGAAUCGCCUGGCGUUGUAGGGAAACCCUUCAGUCACAGCAGCACGCAAAGAAACAGCCUUGAGAAAAAGCUCUUUUCUCAUUUCGAGGUUAGUAGGUGAAGAAAAAAGCGAUGGCUGGCUGAUUCUCGCUCAUUCCAACACGUUUGCGGCUCUGCUAUGGCUGAUCGGGCAACGUAACGAAACAAGUACGAAAUGUGCAUGUGCCCUCUAUUGCAUCUCUUUGUUGUGAACCCCGAGCAGCUGCGUGAAUCUGAAUCGAUAACCGUGAAGACCACACCCUGAAUUAGUACCCGCGCUGUUAUUCUUGUCUUUUGUUUUGCACGCAGGGCACUCUCACUUUCUGAUUCAUCAUAUUCGUAUAGUAACAGUCCCUCUUUUUGUUUCAUAUUUCGCUCGUGUCGCUCUGUGGCAUAGUUCUCGAAUCUCUCCAUGCCACUUAUUUAUUGUACUACUAUACUUUGUGUCUGGACGAAUUAUUAGAAUUGCCAAACUUUCUAGAAUUGUACGAAACUUCUUAAGUACAUUUGGUUUUUCGACUUGCAAAUAGCCAAGGAGAUUUCACGCUUCGGCUAAAGCUGCAAGUUGAGAACAAUUCCGUGUCUGUGCAACAAUUAUGUUGUUCAUGUCCCUGAUCUAUUUAUUAUCGUCGCAGUUUUCAGUCAGCAAAUAACGCGUCCCGAAAUAUCGUCAGUUUAGAGGCAAAUCGAUAACGUAACAUCGUCGGAAAAAAACUUUCUGUUUUCCCACAUUUCGUAUAAAUUUUUGCUUUUCAAUCAUCCGAAAAUUCUGCCUUCCUUGUUGCGUCUCGUAUUUUGCCAUUGUGGGUAAAUAUGCAACACACCACGUAGAAAUAGCCAUACUUAUCUUCGCAUUGAGGGACGACAUAAGAACUUACGAGACUUUCCACAGUUUGAAAAUGCAUUUAUUCCUUUUUCAGUCUGGUCUGGAAUUCACGCUGCGUUUACGCUACCAAAGUCACGCUGCAUUUACGCUACCAAGUUCACGCUCACCGAUCAAGGCUACAUGAAAUCCAUAUUGCUAAACGGAUGUGCCAGCCUAUCAAGUUAGACCAGCCAUAUUUUUAUUUUAUGCUUUCAUCUUCGUUGCAACAAGGAUACAAUAUGAGGCAUGCAGAAUUAUAGGACGCGUGAAUGCGAUCUCAAAUGGAUGUUUUUACAAGUUCAUUAGAGCGGGCCGAUAAAACAUUUGUUCCAAGUUUCUGAUAUCGGUUCAUCGAUUGUUCUAUUGACUGUUGACGAUUCGCAGUCAAUGCACCGUGAUGUUCGAAAUGAAUCUCAGUUUCUAAAGCUUUCCAUCCAUGUGGUUUUUUGUACUGAUGUCGGAGAUUCCGAAAAAAACCCAGUACCAAAACCAGGAAGAAAGUGGACAUCUGUUUUUUAUUUUCCAUCAAAUUUUCUAUCGCAAGAUUUGUGCAAUGUCCAUCUUCAAUGAUUGCCUCAUCUGCAUAGUGGGUGAAAACAAGCUUCCACUGAGAUGGUGGUGAAGAUGUGGUGGAAAAUGAAAAGAUGACUUCGAUACAGCAAAAGAAAAAAGUCUUUACUGUUUGGAUUAUUCAUUGCCCGUCAGUCGAGAGGUGCAGUGUAGUUUUGCACGUAAAUCUCGAUCCUGCUGGAAAUAUGAAACUCAUCGUGGGAACGGUUUGUCUGUGUCUCGUUCACCUGGGCAGAGCUGCCCUUUGGAGUGCUCCAUUAAACCCAGAUCAAGAUCACGACAGUUUGGAUUGGCGGCCAAUUGUUGAGCGUUAUUCUAGACGGAUAAACCACACACAGUUUGAGGCACUCGGUGUUGACGUUAAACAGAACUCAUCUCUAUUUUCGUUCUUCCAUACAAAUAAAAUUGAAGAUACGCAAUCCAGAAAGACAUUUUGCAAUCCAACAGCACCACCGAAAUGCGUCGACAAAACGUUUGGCUUCUGUUUAAGUGAUAGUGAUUACCCAGAAGACGAAAUCAAAGUGGCUACAGAAUUUUCUGAAAUAGCCAAUGCGUUUACCUAUAAACUAGUUGACAAUUCAGUUGACACAGAGCUGGAAUACGGACAUAAAAAGAGUAGCUGUUCAUCGGUUAGUCUUUUAGUUAAACCUCUACGUGUACGUAACGUUAACGGGCAUUGGCGAGUGAUUGUUCAAGAAGCCAGUGACAUCUUUCAACGAGAAAGGGUUGUCCUUUGUGUCAAUCCGGAUGAAUAUUGUCAAAUUCCGGAAUAUUUUGGCCACGUCUAUUGUUACAGGAGCCGCUGCAGCCAGCAGUUCCUCGUUCGAGAACUUUUAGCUUUUGAUCCUUGUAAUCUGGAACGUGGUGUCUUUGUUGAUUCUUUCAAAUUACAAUCGGCCUGUAGUUGUCGUUUUUCACGAACGGCUUGUUAG
Molecule: messenger RNA, 2393 nt
Organism: Daphnia magna
Lineage: Eukaryota; Metazoa; Arthropoda; Branchiopoda; Diplostraca; Daphniidae
Exons: 3
Coding region: 1536-2393 (285 amino acids)
Biological process (GO): central nervous system formation; innate immune response; regulation of Toll signaling pathway
Cellular component (GO): extracellular region
Molecular function (GO): growth factor activity; Toll binding
Source: RefSeq, a predicted model, not a curated record